GGAAUCUGAGAAUAAGAAAGUCAAUUGUCAACCUCCUGCAGCCUCGGCGUGGCGGACCUGUCAAGCCUCGCAAAAGCCGCGAACCCUGUGCUGAUCUCCCUCGCCCUCGCCUGUCUGCACGCCAUUGCCCCUUCCAAGAAUUUCUGGACCCUGCGGCUGUCCAUGCGUCAAAGCUGCGUCCUCGGCACCACCGCAACCACAUGUCUCUGAGCCUCAACUUCUCAACCUCGGCGCCGAUCCACUCCGUCUCCUUUAUCUUUGCCCGUUCGCCCUCUCUGUUUUCCAAGAGUAGACCUCGCCUACAUUUGCGACUUCCGCGACCCUUCCCGCAUCCCCGCAACCGUCCACAGCAGCUUCGUCCCUCAUCCACUUCGACGUCAAUCAUGGCAUCUGACACUCUCGGGGUGCUCAAGAAGCACAAGGUCACCGUCAUCGGAUCGGGCAACUGGGGCUCGACCAUUGCCAAAAUCGUGGCAGAGAAUACCAGGGCUCACCCGGACCUCUUCCACCAGGAGGUCCAAAUGUGGGUGUAUGAGGAGACGGUCACGUAUGGCGACAAGCAGGACAAGCUCACCAACGUCAUCAACCAACACCACGAGAACAUCAAGUACUUGCCCAACAUCAAGCUGCCCUCAAACAUUGUUGCCAACCCAUCGCUCCUCGACGCCGUCCAAGGCUCCUCUAUCCUCAUCUUCAACCUGCCACACCAGUUCAUCCAUAAAGUUUGUGAGCAGCUCAAGGGCAACAUUCUCCCCUUUGCCCGUGGCGUCUCCUGCAUCAAGGGUGUCAACGUCUCCGACGAGGGCGUCUCCCUCUUCUCCGAGUGGAUCGGUGAUGGCCUAGGCAUCUACUGCGGCGCCCUGUCUGGCGCCAACAUUGCCUCCGAGAUUGCUGCUGAGAAGUGGUGCGAGACCACCGUGGCCUACGACCCCCCGCCCAUGGAUCCUUCGCGCAACCCGUCCCGCAAUGCGACACCUCGAUCCAUGACGCCGAACCGUGCCUCGACCGCAGCCGACCGCGCCUCCGAGCUCAGCAUCACACCCUUGACUGCUGGCGGCACCGAAGAGCUCCAGCACAAGGACGCCCGUGGCCGGGCCAGCAAGACAAAGCUUACACCGGUCCCGAAGGAGUACCACCCGCUCGAUCACGACACUCUGUGGAAGCUGUUCCAUCGACCAUACUUCCAUGUGAGCAUGGUUUCGGACGUGGCCGGCGUGUCGCUUGGCGGAGCUCUCAAGAACAUUGUGGCGCUGGCUGCCGGCUUUGUCGAUGGCCGGGGAUGGGGCGACAACGCUAAGGCCGCCAUCAUGCGAAUUGGUCUUAUCGAGAUGGUCAGGUUCGGCAAGGAGUUCUUUGGCGAGACUGUGUCCGCAGCCACCUUCACCGAGGAGAGUGCUGGUGUGGCUGAUCUGAUUACCAGUUCCAUGGGUGGCCGGAACUUCAGAUGCGCCAAGAAGGCGGUCGAGCGUGGCGUCACUGUCCAGCAGAUUGAGGAGGCCGACCUGAACGGCCAGAAGCUGCAGGGCACCAGCACGGCGGCCGAGGUCAACUCGUUCCUAAAGCAGAGGGGCCUCGAGAACGAAUACCCCUUGUUCACGGCGGUUCACAACAUCCUUGAAGGCAGGAACACAGUGGACGAUAUCCCGCAACUCAUGAUGGAGGGGAGGCGGUAGACAAAAUGGCGAGCUAGGCGAGCCAGACGAUGGGGGCUUCGAAGGGGAACAGACGACAAUGGCAGAACUAAAGCAGUUGACACAGCCCUAUGAUAUAUUGAGGACCUUGGGAGGUUUCUCCGGACGACAAGGUAUGCUCAGGGCCCUGGACGGAUAAAAUGUCACAGAUGCAAGGGCAUGGUCCGGGUUCAGGCACGAGGCGGACCACCGACGGUCUGCUCUGAUUGGACCCGCCGGGCAGCAUUGUGCCGAAAGUCAUUAUUUCAACGGGCCUUGGCAAUGGACGUUGAGAGGACCAUAGACAUAUCCUUUGAAUCGGUGCCAAUGCAGUUUUGUUCUUACCUCUGAGACGU
This is a messenger RNA of Microdochium trichocladiopsis, 2026 nucleotides long. RefSeq names its product glycerol-3-phosphate dehydrogenase. The record is from RefSeq and is a predicted model, not a curated record. Bases 201 to 1673 code for a protein of 490 amino acids. Gene Ontology annotation, cellular component: cytosol; glycerol-3-phosphate dehydrogenase (FAD) complex; nucleus. Gene Ontology annotation, molecular function: glycerol-3-phosphate dehydrogenase [NAD(P)+] activity; NAD binding. The transcript has a single exon. NCBI's taxonomy places the organism in Eukaryota, Fungi, Ascomycota, Sordariomycetes, Xylariales, Microdochiaceae. Gene Ontology annotation, biological process: glycerol-3-phosphate catabolic process; carbohydrate metabolic process.